GGCUCAGCUCUCCAGCGCUCACUCAGCCUCACAAGCCACGCAAGAGUGCGACUAGCCUCUCUCCGCCUUAGAGCCACGCCAACCGAGAGACGACAUGUCCGCGUACGUGUCUUCAGACUGCCGCCGUGUCAGCCCUUGCGUCCACGGCAACAAGUUUGACACGGCCCACCGCAAGAAAGCCGUGGCCAACAUUUUCGACAACGUGAGCCAAGACGCCCUGACCAGACUCUUCCAGAAGACGGGCGACAUGAAAGCAGAGGAGCGGGUGAGGAGCAUCUUCUCCUACUCGCACGACCCGGAGGAGACGGCGCGGGCGCUGAUGGCUCUGAAGCAGAGGAAGAAGGACAAGUUCCUCCAGAUCGCGGGCAUGCUCCGGCAAAUGCUCAAACUCCGCUGACGGCACUGUUAUGGCCGCCUGGGUCGUCUUUCACUCGGCUCGACUCGGAGCCCGAAACACGCGCGACAACGCUCCUGAUGGGACUCGAACGCCGACUACUGCAAGUGCGGCGGCUCGCCUGGGACGAUGAUGGGCUUGCAAAAGGCCGCCGGCGAGAUCACGUUGCAGCGUCGGAGGUGAUGGCGAGUCCCGCCGUGACCAGAUGGAAGCACAUAAGAUGACGGGAGCAACGGUGGACAUAAAACGACUUCCCUGAGACUUGAAUUCAGCCAUGCGGAUGCUCCACUGUGAAGAAGCAGCACACAAAGGAGGUGCUGGUGAGACUUUUCGUGCCACAAGAAGAACCUUCAUGGAUGCCUGUCCUGAACACAUGCCUACUUCCAAGAUGAACACUGUCACUGACGUGGCUCCGAAUGUGACUCUUAUGUCUGAGAGCACAAUGUUUUUCAUGAAUGCUGUGUCCCAUUCCUUAUCCCUUUUAAUAAAUUGCUUUGUUUACAAAAGUUAA
Messenger RNA from Hippocampus comes (tiger tail seahorse), 905 nucleotides. It is a transcript of the gene tcima, whose product is annotated as transcriptional and immune response regulator a. Bases 95 to 397 code for a protein of 100 amino acids. Gene Ontology annotation, molecular function: Notch binding. Lineage: Eukaryota; Metazoa; Chordata; Actinopteri; Syngnathiformes; Syngnathidae. The record is from RefSeq and is a predicted model, not a curated record. Gene Ontology annotation, cellular component: cytosol; nucleus. The transcript has a single exon. Gene Ontology annotation, biological process: negative regulation of Notch signaling pathway; endothelial cell activation involved in immune response.